AUGAUGAGUAUAUUCAACAUUGCGCGUGUACUAACAUUUAUUCCCCUCUUAUCUGAGACCCUAUUAUUGUUCAUUUUUCGCUUUGGUUUUGGAUGCCCUACGUUUUUUGUGUUAUUUUGCUUCAGAAAAUGCUUAAAUGGCAACGCACGCAAAAAAUUAUGGCGCUUGUACCUCCCGCAAAAAGCACCCUCCGAUGACAGCAGCACAUCUGAAGAUGAAGUUAUAAUCAGUAAUUACACAAAAUCGAAAAAACAACAAUCAUCUGACUCAGAACACAACUACGAAUCAUCUGAACCACGUUCUUAUCCCUCUGAAAUUGAUGACUUAAGCUUAGAUUCACAUUCCGAAGAUGAGAUUCCUGCGACGCCAUCACCUAGGCCACUACAGCUACAAAAUGAAAGCAAGUCAUACUUACCCAAUUCCAAAGAAAAUUCUCGUCCGACGACGCCUCCAUCGCCAACUCCGCCUCAACAAAAUGAUUGCAACAUACCUGAAGUACCAUGUUCUGAAGUCCAAACUCCGAUUUCGUCUGCGUCGAUGCCACAAGAUAUAAUGAAUGAUUCCAUACUCCACAUACCAACAAUUCCCUUGUCUCCUUUAAUUAACCAAAUGUUUUCACCAGGCCCGUCAAAUCAGCCGCUCCCAUUCACACUGAAUUCGGUCUCAUCAGUAUUAUCACCUAACAUGUCUCCAGCAGCACCUAAUACACGUUCAAAGCGACGACAGAACACAAAACCUAAACACCCAGCGGCAAAAAAAGUAAAGAAGUUUGUAAGAAAACCUCUAUCAUUCAAAUUCAGAGCAGGAAAACUACAGUACGCAGCUAUAUUUGAACCACCGAAACACGAUUUCUCACCCGAUCCACAUCAUUCAAUCUUAGAUUAUUUCACUGACUUUUUUUCAAAUGACAUAUUCGAAUUAAUAGUAGAACAGACAAACUUAUAUUCAGUUCAAACCGAUUCGAGAUCUAUAAAUAUAACAAACGAUGAUGUGAAAGAUUUCAUAGCGAUUACACUCAUUAUGGGGGUAGUGAAAAUGCCCUCUUACAGAGAUUAUUGGAGUCGAUUUUUGCGAUAUCCAGCUGUCGCUGAUAUCAUGCCUUUAAAAAAAGUAUGA
Parnassius apollo (apollo) is the source of this 1116-nucleotide messenger RNA. The record is from the annotation of a GenBank genome assembly. Lineage: Eukaryota; Metazoa; Arthropoda; Insecta; Lepidoptera; Papilionidae.